Castor canadensis (American beaver) is the source of this 3188-nucleotide messenger RNA. NCBI's taxonomy places the organism in Eukaryota, Metazoa, Chordata, Mammalia, Rodentia, Castoridae. The record is from RefSeq and is a predicted model, not a curated record.
AAGGAGUACCGCGAGCUUUCCCGAGGGAUAAAGGACACCAUGAAGCAGCUGCCAGUCUUGGAGCCAGGAGACAAGCCUAGGAAAGCAACAUGGUCUGUAAGGAAGGAUUUGGACAUACACACACUCACACACACACAGAGUUCUUGUUUCAUUUAUAAGUAGUUUACUAACAUAUUUGAUCAUCAGCAGAAAAGGGUUGAGAUGAAAUUGUCUGCAAUUCUGGUAAUUAGACUCAAACUGUCUAAGAAUGUCUUUAGAGGAAAGCUAGGGGAGCAAUAAUUAUCAUAGAGCAGAUGUUAAUUUUAUUAAAAUCCCUUUAUGAAGAAGGGGAAGGCACUGACCAUCUGGCAUCCUCAGCUCCAAUGCUGUGUUCUCCCCUGAGAUGUGACUCAUUUUUAAGAUUUUAGGGAAUUGAAUUUGGAUUAAACAGGCUUCAGUGUUUCAUAACUAUUUGUUCAACCAACUCUUCACUCAGCAACUAACACUGGUCUGACAGGGUAGCUGCUGUGUAGGCACUGGAGGUCCAAAGGUAAACACUCUUGUGUAGUAAGGGCUGCAGACCAAGCAGGUGAUGGUGAUGAAAUGUGAUCAGUGCUGAGGUGGGGCUCACAGAAGGCUGCAGGGAAGGGGCUUGUCUCUUCAGGACAUUGAGGAGAGCUUCCAUGCAUCCAUCUUGCUCCGGACCCAACACACAUUUGAUUAUGGCAUUCUGUGGGUUAGAGAACUGGAAGUGUAGCUCAGUGAUAGAACACCAAGAUUCUUUUUUUCUUCAGUACUGGGGUUCGAACUCAGGACCUGGAGCUUGCUAGGCAGGUGCUUACCACUUAAGCCACAGUCUCCGCCCACCCACAUUCUUUAACUGUCCCAUUAGGCCCUGCAUUACCUGUUUCUGCCUGUCUUUCCAACUUCAAAUAUCUUUACUCAUUCUUUCCUCUCUUUCUCUUCCUUUAAUGUAGCUGGCAUUAUCUCAUCCAGGAACUAAAUAUGUUGGCCCCUCUUCCUGGGCCUCUCUUUCCCUCCAUCUUUCUUCUCUGUCUUUGCACAGCUAAUUUCUACAUCUACAUCAGAUUUCAGUUCAAAAUGUUGGUUCUUCAGGAAGCCUUGUCAAAGCACCCUUCCCCACUGCUAAAGUGCGUUCUUGUAGUGUCCACCCUGCACUUUUUUAUGCCACAAGCGAAGUGAAAUUGUUCAUUGUUCCUCAUCCCGGCUCUUCUGUGAGGCUGUGAAGGCAGACAAUUGGCUGUCUUUUUUGGCCUCUUAUGAGACACUUGUGUUCUUGGGUAAGCACUUUAACCUUUUAACUUUUGUAAGCCUCAGUUCCUGAGUUGCAAAACUCAAACGAUGACAAUAGUACUGAUUCUCAAUGAGCUUCUGUGCAGAUGAAAUGAAGCCAGGGUUGUAAUGUUGUAAACUGGAUGCAUGGUACAUGGGGUAUGUGAAUCUGGAUGUCAUUAGAGAUCUGGAACCCACUGGUGAACAGACAUGGGUGGUCACCAAAGCCACUAGUACAGAUAAAAUCAGGACAGUAAGCAUAGACUGAGGAAAAGGGAAUUCCAAGGAUACUGGUCAGAAGGAGGCUGACAGAAAAGGAAUCAGGGCAAGAAACAGAAAGGUGAGUAGAAACCCAAAAGGGAGAAGCCAGGUUAGGGGAAAGGUGCAAGAGGGAGGGGUCCAGAGUACCAAACAUCAUAGAGGCCAAAUAAGACAAGUCCUGAGAAACAGCUGGAGAAUUUUCUUUUCCAACCAGGAAGCUUGAAAUGUGCUUUCUCAGUUAGGGACUUUAGUGCUCAGUAGUAGAGCACUUUCCUAGCAGGCCCAAGGCCCUGACUUCCAUCCUUAUCUCUCCAAGUGCUUUGGGUCUGUAGACAUCCAAGUGAAUAUGCAUACCACUGCCACCAUUUACUAAGUCCCACUCUGCAAGACUUGGUCUGAGUCUUCACAACCACCUUUUGAGGUACACCUUGGCUCCCCCUGGAGACAGCCCCUGCCCUCGAGUUGGCCACAGCUGCUCUUAUUUACCCCCAGUUGGUGACGCCAAGAAAGGGAAGGUCUUCAUUAUCGGGGGAGCAAAUCCAAACCAAAGCUUCUCAGAUGUGCACACCAUGGAUCUGGGAACACACCAGUGGGACUUAGCCACCUGGGAGGGCCUCCUGCCCCGGUAUGAGCAUGCCAGCUUCGUUCCCUCUUGCAUGCCACACAGCAUCUGGGUAUUUGGAGGUGCUGACCAAUCCGGAAAUCGAAACUGUCUACAAGUCCUGAAUCCUGAAACCAGGACUUGGACCACUCCAGAAGUCACCUGUCCCGCACCAUCCCCAAGAACCUUCCACACGUCUUCGGCAGCCAUUGGAAACCAACUCUAUGUUUUUGGCGGUGGAGAGAGGGGCACACAGCCUGUGCAGGAUGUGAAGCUGCAUGUGUUUGACGCAACCACUCUGACCUGGUCCCAGCCAGAGACACUUGGAAAUCCUCCAUCUCCCCGGCAUGGUCAUGUGAUGGUGGCAGCGGGGACACAGCUUUUCAUUCACGGAGGCUUGGCGGGGGACACAUUCUUUGAUGAUCUCCAUUGCAUUGAUAUAAGUGACAUGAAGUGGCAGAAGCUCAAUCCUACAGGAGCUGCUCCAGCAGGCUGUGCCGCCCACUCAGCUGUGGCUGUGGGAAAACACAUAUAUAUCUUCGGAGGAAUGACUCCUACUGGAGCGCUGGAUGUAAUGUACCAGUAUCACACAGAAAAGCAGCAUUGGACCUUGCUUAAAUUUGAUACUUUGCUACCUCCUGGACGAUUGGACCAUUCCAUGUGUAUCAUUCCAUGGCCAGUGACAUCUGCCUCUGAGAAUGAAGACUCAAAUUCUGUCACUCUUAACUGUGAAGCUGAGAGAGGGGAUUCUGCUGACAAAGAAGUAACCAAAGGUGGUGACUCACAGAAGAGUCAUACUGACACACUGCUCUGUUUUGUGUUUGGUGGAAUGAAUACCGAAGGGGAAAUCUAUGAUGAUUGUAUUGUGACUGUAGUUGACUAAUAAAACCCAAACUUUUAUUACUUAUUUUCACAAAAGUAAAACUUCAGCUUUUCUAUACCCCCAAAGUAUUUCCUGCACAAUAUGUACUUACUCUUACCUACUUUGGUAGGUGAAGAGAUAGCCCAGUGCAAAAAAAAGAGUAGACAACAUGUAAGCUGCAGGCAUCAGACA